Messenger RNA from Aspergillus calidoustus, 324 nucleotides. Lineage: Eukaryota; Fungi; Ascomycota; Eurotiomycetes; Eurotiales; Aspergillaceae. The record is from the annotation of a GenBank genome assembly.
AUGACUGAACCCCUCGAAAAGAAACCCGACCCCCCGGACUACAUGUACCCACCCAUUGCCGAACCCCUCCUCCUCCGCUCGAUGAUCAACCAGGACAUCUACCUCCUGGGCGCGCUCUUCACAAUCCUUUGCCAGUUCGCACAUCCAGCACUCGCAAAGGGCAGCUACAAACAUUCCCAAUUCGCCUACCGCUUUCAGCAACGCCUCCGAAAAACGGGGUGUUUCCUCAACGUCGCAGUAAACGGGACGGACGAGGAGAAGACGGCUAUAUUUGGCGUCGUGCAUAAAUACCAUAGCCGCGGAAAUGAAGGGGGACGGAUAUAG